UGAAGGUUAAAGGCCACCGCAGAGGAAGAAGUGAUUCUGCUGAGACGGCACCAAAACAUGAGGAAGAUCUCCGAGACAGGAAGGUAGCAGAGGACGAAGGAUUUCACAAGAAGCUGUACGGACACGGAAAGUUGCGCAGAACGAUUAACAAUAUCUGUUGUGCUAACGACUGCAUGGCUGCUGUCAAACACUGAAGCUCCAGAAACAAACGGCGGUUAUUCUGAUCCUCCUCAUUUUGCUCAAGGCCAAUCCUUCAGCUUCCCUCUGGACCUCAGUGCAGCCGCUCCGUUCUUCAGGUUUCUCUGUGACCAUGGGGAACACCUCACCCAAAGACAAAUAUUUGGCCGUGUGGGUGAUUUUCUUCAUGCUUGGUCUGGGAACCCUGCUGCCCUGGAACUUCUUCAUGACUGCUACCACGUACUUCAGGAAUCGUCUGAAGGACCCUUUGCCCACUGAGGUUUCAGCCAAUCAGAGUGAAGCAACAGGUGAACGUCGAAGUGUUCUAGAGUCCAAAUUCAACAAUGUGAUGACGCUCUGCGCUAUGUUGCCUCUGCUGCUGUGCACCUGCCUCACCUCCUUCCUGCAUGCCCUCGUUCCUCAGCGCCUGCGUGUGAUGGGAAGCCUCUUCAUCAUCAUGUUUGUCUUCAUCAUCACUGCUGUCCUGGUCAAAGUUCCUCUGGAGCCGCUGCCUUUCUUCUCCAUAACCAUGGUGAAGAUAAUCAUCAUCAACUGUGAGAUAUUUAUUUCAUAAUCAUUUGAUGUCUUGUAGUCAAAAUCUAAAUGUUCAGGAUCUUAAAGCCUCAGAUUGUUUCUCUUUUAACAGCCUGAUGUUAAAGAGAAAUUUUAACUUCAGGUUCAGAACCUGAAUAUUAAAGUUCAGGUACUGCACCUGAACUACAGCGUGAGGUCAUCUCUCUGUUCAGGGUACAAUAUAAGAGUCUUGCAAUAAACCCAAGGAAGUCAGUGAAGUGAGCUCAUGAUAGAAGUUAUAAUGUCGUUCUCAAAGUUCAGUGACAUUAUUGGUUCAAACCGCAAGAAAAAAUAUAAUUUAUACAUUUUUUCAAUCAGAUUAUGUUUCUACAGGGGAGAUAAUCUGCUUGUAACCAAACAGCAGAAUGAAUCUGAGCUGAUAGUGAUUAGAUGCAACAAGUGGUGUUGGGGAACACCAAGUGACCAACACCAAGCCCAGCAAGUGCAGGUUUGCACCAGGUGGUGGCGUUCUGUGGCCCCUGGUUUGGGGUGCAUCUGGUUCUACCUCUGCAGGGGCCCAAUAGUUCCUAGUUAGGUGAAAGGAGCAUCACCACAUAGUAGUAGAGUCUUGGGGUUGGAUGAUGGUGGUCCAGCAGUCUUUCCACCUGGAUUUGUUUGCUCCAGCGCUGCACCAUCAUUUUAAGGCAUAAAGGGUCACAGUGGGUAAGACGAAGGUUAUGUUCACUCUGCAGCCUGAAGUGACCCAAAUCUGACUUCUGUGAUCUGUAUCUGAUAUUUUCAUGACAGAAUGAUGAUGGAAAGCAAAUCACAGCUAGGUGAGCACCUGGUUCUGGUUCUAGAGAUGUGUUGGAUCUGCUGUGGGGAUUGGUCCGGAGCCCACUGUCCUCAAUUUGGCCUGGAGGGUCUGAACCUCCUGGAACGAUUGGCUCCCAUCUCCUUCCACUGUCCCUCUCUCCUGUGGAGUCCCACAGGGCUCCAUCCCCGGCUCCUUACU
Poeciliopsis prolifica (blackstripe livebearer) is the source of this 1705-nucleotide messenger RNA. RefSeq names its product equilibrative nucleoside transporter 1-like. Gene Ontology annotation, biological process: uridine transmembrane transport; nucleoside transmembrane transport. NCBI's taxonomy places the organism in Eukaryota, Metazoa, Chordata, Actinopteri, Cyprinodontiformes, Poeciliidae. The record is from RefSeq and is a predicted model, not a curated record. The transcript has 5 exons. Gene Ontology annotation, molecular function: nucleoside transmembrane transporter activity. Gene Ontology annotation, cellular component: plasma membrane. The coding region runs from base 311 to 751 and encodes 146 amino acids.